AUGCUUUUUCUCCAUGAUCCCAGCGCACAGCUUGUACUCCCGUUUAUAUCAGUGAUAGCCAUCAUAUUCUUUCCACCUCUAACCAAGGGCUGUCCGGACCAAUGCAUUUGCGACAGCCACCUUGCGGUCCAAUGCAUUGGGAAGGACCUGACUGACUUCCCUUCCAGCUUCCCGCUGGCCACCCGGCAGCUCAUCAUCUCCAACAACUACAUCAGGGAGCUGCCGGCACUACAGCUCAACUACCUGUCCGACCUGGUGUACCUGGACUGCAGUAACAACUCCCUGUCGGAGAUCACAGAGUCCACCUUUGGAAAUCUCCAGAAACUUGCUUACCUGGAUCUGUCCUUCAACGCCUUCACUCAGAUAGACGACGGAAUGUUCGGACCUUUGGCCGGCCUCAUAAUUCUGAGGAUGACGGACAAUCCCAGCCUUUCAGAGAUCUACCCCAAUGCCUUCGUAGAGAACAUGGUGCUGCAGGUGUUGGAUGUCAGCCGGAAUAACCUAACGGUGCUUAACAUCAGCACUCUCAUUGCUCUGCCUGCCCUCCGCAUUCUUGGCCUCAGCGGCAACCCCUGGCUCUGUAACUGCGACACAGAGGACCUCUGUCUCUGGAUGCAGAUCGAGGGAUCCAGAUUUCAGGAUGCAGAGCGAACCAUAUGCCAGGGUCCCCCGGAUAUGACAGGGCAACGGCUCGGAGACGUGGGGAUGCAACUGCGAACGGAAUGCCACCAAAGCCUGGGACAAUGGGACCUCCUGUUCUUCGCCGCCAUCGGCUUCAUCAUCUUCUCUGCCGGCACGGUGUCCGCCUGGGUGAUGGGUGCGCUCACGAUUCUGUAUGAGAACUACAGCAAGAAGAGGAGGCAGGAAGAGGAAGAGGAUGAGGAAUAGGGCCCGGAUGGACACAGG
This is a messenger RNA of Megalops cyprinoides (Indo-Pacific tarpon), 906 nucleotides long. RefSeq names its product leucine-rich repeat-containing protein 52-like. The transcript has 2 exons. Gene Ontology annotation, molecular function: potassium channel activator activity; voltage-gated potassium channel activity; transmembrane transporter binding. Gene Ontology annotation, cellular component: voltage-gated potassium channel complex. The coding region runs from base 1 to 888 and encodes 295 amino acids. NCBI's taxonomy places the organism in Eukaryota, Metazoa, Chordata, Actinopteri, Elopiformes, Megalopidae. The record is from RefSeq and is a predicted model, not a curated record.